UUUGUUUUUAAACUGGAACAUAAUGACAAAUUGUUUAAAAUUAACUUCAAAACAAUGUUAUGGCAAAAAUACCUCCCACAACCUCAGCACAGUCCGUCGUAAAUUACACAAUCGUUUCGUGUGUCGUGACUUGAUUCGACGGCCGGUGAAAGUGCGUCGUCAGUUUUCGAUUGAAAACCCUUAUCAAUCAGUAGUGUUCGAAGGCGUUGAACGUGAUUGAUCUUAAAUUGCCCUUAUUGGCAGCAAAAUCGACAGGAUGUCGCAGUUAACCAAACUUCACAGCGGAAUCUUCCACCCGACCCUGCGGAAACUCCAGUGCCGAGAGGUGGACAUUGCCGCACACAAUCUCAUGUAUCCGGUGUUUCUUGUGGAAGAUGACGAUGCAAUUCAGGAAAUUGCGAGCAUGCCCGGCGUCGCUCGCUACGGAUUAAAUCCGUUGAAGAAACAUCUAAGCCCCUUGGUUGAGAAAGGUUUGAGCUCAAUUUUGCUGUUCGGUGUGACAGAAAAAUUGCCAAAAGACGCAACCGGUUCCAGUGCCGACUCGAAAGACAAUCCGGUAGUGAAAGCUCUGCCAAAGCUGCGUGAAUGGUUUCCGGAUCUGCUGAUUGCGUGCGAUGUUUGCCUGUGUCCCUACACCAGCCACGGUCAUUGUGGGGUCCUGACCGAUGACGGAGUCAUUGACAACGAACCCAGCAUCAAGCGGAUAGCCGAGGUUUCGUUGGCCUACGCACGGGCCGGUGCACACAUUGUGGCACCGUCCGAUAUGAUGGAUAACCGAAUCUGGGCUAUCAAGCAGAUUUUGCGCGAAAAUCGGUUGGAAAAUAGAGUUUCGGUGCUGUCCUAUUCGGUGAAGUUUGCGUCCGGUUUCUAUGGACCGUUCAGGGAUGCAGCCAAGUCGGCACCUGCCUUUGGUGAUCGCAAGUGCUACCAACUGCCGCCCGGUUCGAAGGGACUGGCCAAACGAGCAGCGAAUCGUGAUGUCGAGGAGGGUGCGGAUAUGCUAAUGGUCAAACCCGGUUUGGCAUAUUUGGACAUUGUAAAACAAGUUAAGGAUGACUAUCCGGAACUACCACUGUUUGUGUAUCAAGUUUCUGGCGAAUACUCAAUGUUGCUGAAUGCCGGUAAAAUAGGUGCGUUUGAUUUGCGUACAGUUCUCUGGGAAGUUCUGAUCGGAAUGCGCCGUGCUGGAGCCGAUUGUAUAAUCACGUACUUUACACCAACCUUGCUGGAUUGGUUGAAAGAAUAGUUGAAGAAUUUGUUCGGAACACAGUAUAUUGAUUUGAGUUGGUUAAGGGGUUAGCUUUAAAGCAAUGGUAGAUGAAAUCUUAAUUUUCUUAUUUACUUAAAAAUGUGAAAUUUUCUCAACAUUUCCAA
Molecule: messenger RNA, 1374 nt
Organism: Sabethes cyaneus
Lineage: Eukaryota; Metazoa; Arthropoda; Insecta; Diptera; Culicidae
Product: delta-aminolevulinic acid dehydratase
Exons: 5
Coding region: 257-1246 (329 amino acids)
Biological process (GO): heme biosynthetic process
Cellular component (GO): cytosol
Molecular function (GO): zinc ion binding; porphobilinogen synthase activity
Source: RefSeq, a predicted model, not a curated record